AGCUUCAGUUGAGUUUGUGCAUUCCGGACGAACGAACGAUCGCGAUUCAUCAUGGCAAAGCACUGCCUUUCGUAUGGCGCCGUAGGUUUGCUGAUUGUGCUUGCGUCUUGUGCGCUGGCCAUCGAGCUGCGUGGUCCUUCGUCGCGCAUCAGCAAUGGACAGGCGGCUGGGCCGACCCAGUUCCCCUUCAUGGCGGGAAUUCUCAUCUCCGGAACGAACGAGCGUAGCUUCUGUGCUGGAGCGCUAAUUUCACGCCGCUUUGUGCUUACUGCAGCGGCCUGUAUCGUUGGCACCAACACAUUCACCGUACUGCUGGGCGCAUCCGACAUGACGCGCAUCGAGCAGAUCAUCCCGGUGCUCAACAUCCCGUCGCACAUUAUCAUCCACCCGGGCUACAGUGCGCUACUCAACCGGGACGACAUUGCACUGCUGCAGCUAUCCCGCGACGCCGAUCUGACGCCGAACGUGCAGGUGGUCAAUCUGCCACGUCGCUACCAUACCGCCUUCACGUUCAACGAUUGGUCCGCCACAGUCGCCGGUUGGGGCAACACGGGCAAUCGGGACAACGAGCCGAUCCCGCUGCAGCAGCUGCAGUUCGCCACCGGCUCGGUCGUGUCCAACUUUGUCUGCGGCAUUUCGCACAGCUUCAUCCGCGAUGGGAAUAUCUGCAGCUCCACCGACAACGGAGGCCCGUGCAAUGGUGAUGAAGGUGGCCCAGUUUGGGUGACGGAAGGAGGCGACAGGUUCCUGAUCGGUGUGCACUCCUUCCACUACGACGGGCUGUUCGGAUGCGAUCGUGGACGAUCGUCGGUACAUACGCGCCUGACGGAGUACCUCGACUGGAUCCAAGCGAACACUGAUGUAGUGAUUAGUUAUCUCCCGUCCUGCGUGAAGGUAACCAUGAAGAAGUUCACCGUACUAGCUGCCACCGCGCUGCUCCUGCUGCUGGGGCAGGUAUCCUCCACCCCGGUCGAUCCACGAUCGGUCGACUGGUCGGUGGUGCGUACGCUCCACCAAACCGAUGCCAUCCGUGCCAAGCAGGGCCUGGCGCCCCUAACGGACGACCAGGUACGAUCGUCGCGCAUCUCCGAGGGACAGAUCGCGACCGCCACCCAGUUCCCGUGGGCGGUCGGUGUGCUCAUCUCCGGUUCGUCCUCGCACAGCUUCUGCAGCGGUGUGCUGAUUUCGCCACGCUUCGUCCUAACCGCUGCCGUGUGCAUUUCCGGCUCGAACACGCUGACGAUCCUGCUCGGUGCUUCGGACAUGACCCGCGUCGAGGAGUUCAUCGGUGUGUCGAACAUCCUGUCCCAUCCGAACUACAGCUCGUUCUUCAACCGGGAUGACAUCGCGAUCCUGACGCUGUCGAGCCCGGCCCCGAUCCGCAACACGAUCCGGCCGAUCGAUCUGCCUCGCUGGAGCGAUGCGGGCAACAACUUCAACAACUGGGCGGCGACAACGGCCGGCUGGGGCAAUACGGGGCGUCGCGAGAACGAACCCAUCCCCAUCCCCAAUCUGCACUUUGUGGUCGAUUCCGUCAACUCGAACUUUGUCUGCGGACUGUCGCACACGUUCAUCCGCGAUACGCACAUCUGCACCUCGACCGACAAUGGCGGACCGUGCAAUGGAGAUGAAGGUGGUCCAGUGACCGUUACCGAGAGUGGCCGCACGUUCCUUGUGGGCAUUCACUCGUUCCACUUCUCCGGGCUGUUUGGAUGUGAUCGUGGCCGGUCGGCAGUGCACACGCGCAUCACGGAGUAUCUGGGCUGGAUCCAGGACAACACCGAUGAUGUCAGUCGGUCAGUUGUCUCCUGUGUCAAUCUCUCAGCAAACGGCAUUGCUUCAAUCAUGAGGCUACUAGCGCUACUUCUCGCUGCGUUCUGCACAGUGCACGCGAUCGGCUUAGAUCCUCGUACGAUCGAUUGGACGCUGGUUCGUACUCUGCACCAAACUGACGCCGUUCGUGCCAAGCAAGGCCUGCCUCCGCUAACGGACGAUGAGGUCCGCUCCGCACGCAUUGCCGACGGACAGAUUGCUUCUCCAACGCAGUUCCCGUGGGCAGCGGGCGUCCUGAUCUCGGGCUCCUCGGCACACAGCUUCUGCAGUGGUGUGCUGAUCUCGCGUCGACAUGUUCUCACUGCCGCCGUGUGCAUUUCGGGCUCCAACACCCUGACCGUGCUGCUCGGUGCGUCGGAUAUGAAGAGCGUGGAGGAGUUCAUUGGUGUGUCGAACAUCCUGUCCCAUCCGAACUACAGCUCGUUCUUCAACCGGGACGAUAUUGCGAUUCUUACGCUUGCGCAUGAGGCUCCGAUUCGAGACACGAUCCAGCCGGUUGCACUGCCGCGCCGCAGCCAGAUCGGCAACGACUUCAACAGCUGGGCAGCGACGACGGCCGGCUGGGGUAACUCGGGACGCCGUGACAAUGAGCCCAUCCCGAUCAUGAAUCUGCAGUUCGCCACCGAUGCGGUGACGUCUAACUUCCGCUGCGGGCUGUCGCAUACGUUCAUCCGUGGCACGCACAUCUGUACCGCGACGGACAAUGGAGGAGCGUGCAAUGGCGACGAAGGUGGUCCAGUGACGGUUACCGAAAGUGGGCGUACCUUCCUGAUUGGAAUCCAUUCGUUCCACUUCUCAGGCCUGUUUGGAUGCGAUCGUGGCCGACCAUCGGUGCACACGCGCAUCACGGAGUAUCUGGACUGGAUCCAGCAGAACUCGGACGUCGUUGUAGAGCCGUAAGAAACUCUCUUGUUGAACCGUUUGUAAUGAAUGCUACA
This is a messenger RNA of Anopheles gambiae (African malaria mosquito), 2771 nucleotides long. Its product is annotated as transmembrane protease serine 9. NCBI's taxonomy places the organism in Eukaryota, Metazoa, Arthropoda, Insecta, Diptera, Culicidae. Gene Ontology annotation, molecular function: serine-type endopeptidase activity. Bases 52 to 2733 code for a protein of 893 amino acids. The transcript has 9 exons. The record is from RefSeq and is a predicted model, not a curated record. Gene Ontology annotation, biological process: proteolysis.